Molecule: messenger RNA, 957 nt
Organism: Meira miltonrushii
Lineage: Eukaryota; Fungi; Basidiomycota; Exobasidiomycetes; Exobasidiales; Brachybasidiaceae
Product: GroES-like protein
Exons: 1
Biological process (GO): fatty acid metabolic process
Cellular component (GO): mitochondrion
Molecular function (GO): trans-2-enoyl-CoA reductase (NADPH) activity
Source: RefSeq, a predicted model, not a curated record
CAAGGUUUGAUCUAUAAAGAAAAUGGAGAUCCAAGAGGAAAGUUAGAAGGUCACGUAUGGGAUAUAGACACAAAAAAUCUCAAAGAAGGUGAAAUAUUUGUCAAAAUUGGUCAUGCAUCAGUAAAUCCGGCAGAUUUCAAUGUGAUCCAAGGCGUUUAUCCUGCUAAACCGGAAAAACAAAAACUUCCCGGAAUAGAAGAAGAAGUUUGGAUAGGAGGAAAUGAAGGUUUUGGUGUUGUUGAAAAAUUAUCAGAAAAUGGCGAUUUGAACGGAUUAAAAAGAGGUGAUUGGGUAAUCUUUUCAAAACCACAAAUUGGAACUUGGAGAAGUGGUUUAAUUUGCAAUGCAAAUGAUGUAAUCAAAAUUCCAAAUAGAAAAGAAAGUCAAAUUACACCUUAUAUGGCUUCUACCUUACAAGUUAAUCCUGCAACGGCAUACAGAAUGUUACAUGAUUUUCAUCAAUUGGAUCCGAAAAAAGAUGUAAUCGUUCAAAACGCUGCCAAUUCAGCCGUUGGACAAGCAGUUGCUCAGAUUGCGUCUCGCAAACUAAAAGUGGCUUCCAUUAACUUCAUAAGAAGUAACGCCUAUUCCGAAGAACUACAAAAAGCCUUUGAUUCUUACAGCAAAGGGGAUGAAAGUUGCAAAGCUUAUUUGUUCUCUUAUGAGCACUUGGCGGAUCGCAAUAGCGGGUUGAAAGAAAGGAUAAAGACAAUCUUGGGUGAUAGACAGAUCAAAUUGGGUUUAAACGCAGUAUGUGGCCAAGCAAAUGCAGAUAUGGCCAAGCUUAUGAGCACAAAUUCAACUUUGAUCACCUACGGAGCAAUGUCUAGACAACCACUUACUGUUCCAGCAGGUUUGAUAAUCUUUCAAAAUAUGGCAAUUCGUGGAUUUAUGAUGAAUAAGUGGUAUGCACAAAACGGAUUAAAGGAACGUGAAGAAUUACUGAAAACGUUGGUG